Branchiostoma belcheri (Belcher's lancelet) is the source of this 1493-nucleotide messenger RNA. RefSeq names its product serine racemase-like. The record is from RefSeq and is a predicted model, not a curated record. The transcript has 6 exons. Bases 424 to 1416 code for a protein of 330 amino acids. Lineage: Eukaryota; Metazoa; Chordata; Leptocardii; Amphioxiformes; Branchiostomatidae. Gene Ontology annotation, molecular function: threonine racemase activity; ATP binding; magnesium ion binding. Gene Ontology annotation, biological process: L-serine metabolic process; pyruvate biosynthetic process; D-serine biosynthetic process.
UAACGAGGCUAGGCUUAAGCUUGUGCCAGUUCAGCAGUAAACGGGUCGUCACGUACCGACCAGUGGUUGUUUUUCUCCACCCCUACAGUGGCACGGUACUUCAUAUACAUGUCUUAUAGUUAGGGAGCACAGUGUUCAUCUCAAGCCGUCGGACGGCCUUUUCCCUUGGGACUUCCUUGUAAAAACCUGUUCGGUCUGUUCCUGGUUUCUUAAAGUUGGCGAUUUCUUCAUUUUUCGCGCCUUUUUCUGGAUUUAAAGUUACGAUUGUGCAGACUGGUCAAGACCUGUGCGCGGCGACCAGACCUGGGGAGGUUAAUAGUUGAUACAUCACUGGCAAGGUCGGCCCUUGUACAUGUACGUGUUUGCACAAGACGGUUUUUCAUCAGAACACUGACGUCUAGUGCUACUGGUACGACAACAGUCAUGGAGGCCGAGAGGGUUACCGUACCGGACGUGGAGACCGCGGCGGGGCGCCUCGAGGGGCACGCCCGAGAAACUCCGGUGCUGACCUGCGGCACUCUCGACGACUUGGCGGGGAAGAGACUCUACUUCAAGUGCGAGAAUCUUCAGAAGUCGGGCUCAUUUAAGUUCCGCGGAGCUUACAACGCCAUCUCCCGUCUCGUCAGCUCGACCAAUCAGAACCCGCCUCCCGUGGUGACGCACAGCAGCGGGAACCACGCAUGCGCGCUGGCCCUGGCGGCGCACCAGCUGGACGUUACUGCGCAUGUGGUGAUGCCGCGCACCGCGCCGCAGUGUAAGAAGGAGACAGUAAGGGGGUAUGGCGGGAAAGUUAUCGAAUGUACGCCGACGGAACAGGCUCGAGUAGAGACCAUGGAGCGUAUUUCUGCACAGGAAGGAGCUGUGUACAUCUCCUCCAGCCAACAUCCUGACGUCAUCGCCGGGCAAGGCACCAUGGGAUUGGAGCUCCUCCGACAGGUCCCGGACCUGGAUGCGGUGAUCACGCCUGUAGGAGGAGGGGGGAUGUUGGCGGGCGUGUCUCUGGUUAUGAAGUCUUUAAACCCUCACGUGCGGGUGUAUGGAGCGGAGCCUGAGCUCGCAAACGACGCCGCCACGUCAUUGGCGCAGGGGGAGAGAUGUCCCCUGUCAUAUUACCCAGAAACCAUUGCGGACGGGCUGAGGAUAAACAUGGGGCCGGUGGCGUGGCCGUACAUCCGGGACAAUGUGGACGACAUCAUCUGCGUCACCGAGGAGGAAAUAAAGAACGCCAUGACACUGAUCUGGCAGAGGAUGAAGCUGGUGGUGGAGCCGUCGGGCGUGGUGGGCGUGGCCGCGGCUUUGAGUGACAGCUUCAAAGCACGAGAGGAGGCAGCCAAGAACGUCGCCGUCAUCCUUUCUGGCGGGAAUCUGGACUUACUGAAACUUCCCGAUCUACUGUCCAUGUCAGAACAUGUCUAACUGUUACAGGAUCUGUAACAAGGGGAAGAACGAUGUGCACUAGUCUAGUAAUACUAUUACAUGUAAUAAUCAUCUCU